Gastrolobium bilobum is the source of this 810-nucleotide messenger RNA. RefSeq lists its product as uncharacterized. NCBI's taxonomy places the organism in Eukaryota, Viridiplantae, Streptophyta, Magnoliopsida, Fabales, Fabaceae. The record is from RefSeq and is a predicted model, not a curated record. The transcript has 2 exons. Bases 1 to 810 code for a protein of 269 amino acids.
AUGGUAUUGAGGGGUCUGGUUGAAGAGGUUCCGGCGCCGAAGUCCAUGGCGACGAGUCACAUGAGAAACCCUCUUCACAAUUUCACGUUCCCUUCCCUUUUCCUGAAUUGGGGAACCCAGAGGAGGAGCAUCAAUUGCACUAGCGCUGCUGACGGCGCGGGAGUUUCCGGGUCAAAGACUGAGGAAUCAAUGGCGGCACAGAAGGAGGAGUCGGAGCCUGAGAAGAACAUCAAUUGCACUAGCGCUGCUGACGGCGCGGGAGUUUCCGGGUCAAAGACUGAGGAAUCAAUGGCGGCACAGAAGAAGGAGUCGAAGCCUGAGAAGAAGCUUGCGGUGUAUGUGAGGCGUUCGAAACGGCGACGCUCCGGCGAGGAUGAGGAUGGCGUUGCAGCAGUGAGGCAGAAGCUCACGCUUGAUCUCAAGAAUCAGGCAGAUAGGUUGAAAGAAGCGAUUUUGGCUAACGAAGAAGAAGAACCUGUCAAGCCGUGGAAUUUGAGAAAAAAGCAAGCAGAGUGUAAUUCUGAUAAGGUGAAAUUUCACGUGGAGUUAUCCAAGAAGGAGGUUGAGGAUGAUUUCAUGGAGAUGUUGGGUUGUCGCCCACCUCGCAGGCCCAACAAGAGGCCCAAAGUUGUGCAGAACAAAUUAGAUGACAUUUUCCCCGGGUUGUGGUUGACAGAGAUUACUGCUGAUCGUUACAAGGUUGUUGAGAAGGUGCCUCCUUCCAAAAAAGGGAAGGGCAGUCCCUCUAAGAAAAGGAAGGGCAAGGGCAAGGGCUGUCCCUCUAAGAAAAGGAAGGGCAAGGAUAAGUGA